CAGAGGUCAAAGGUGAACGGAGCAGCAGAAAUCCUCCUAGUUUAGAGCAAAGUGUGGUAUUUUAGUGUUUUCCUGCAGCUGUAAGCUCCACAGCAGAGAUGUGGGAUGUGGAUUAAACAGUGUGGAAGAGCUCAGUCAGCGCUGAAUCCAUCAGAGAGCCACAGAAACUCCUCCGUUUGCUCCAAGAUCUCUGAUGGUCUGCUGCCAGUUGCUGUGAUUCUCCAUCCUUUGGGACGCUGAUGUGCCCUUCGCUUUGACUCCCAGGCAGCCGAUCUCUGAUGGUCUGCUGCCAGUUGCUGUGAUUCUCCAUCCUUUGGGACGCUGAUGUGCCCUUCGCUUUGACUCCCAGGCAGCCGUGAGGGGACCCACAGGUAGGACCAGGAUGAAGGCAUGGACGCCCUCAGGAUCACAGAGGGAGAUACACCUGAAUGAUUCCUCCAUCACUGCCUCCUGAGGUUUUCCAUACAAGGCAGGCAGCUCCAGCAGGGAAACCCGACGUCCACACACCUCUCCCUGGGUUUUAACACACUCUGAUGAGUCUUCAGGUCCACCAAACUUUCUUUGUCCCAGAAUAGCAUUGACUGCUGAAGUCUUCCCAGCUCCUCUUCUACCACACAGGACCAGGUUCAGAGGAGGUCUGAUGGGAUCAGACUUUGGUCUUCUUGUCUCUUCAGUGAAGACAGACUGAAGACGUCUGGAGUUUUCACGACUGUUAAAGCUCGAUCUGGAUCAAAGUUGGCCGGUACCGCUGUCUGUAGACUGAGGUUCUGAUGAGACCCAACUGCAGCAUUUUCAGUCUUUGCUGCUGUUGUCUUUUCCAGAGGAGCUUUCUGGUUCUUCACUGCUGUGUUCUACGUUCCACAUGUUCUCCGUUGUUCUCCAUCAGCAUCUGGACCAGACGUGUGCAGAGCUCCGAGUGCUCCAGGUUCUUCCUCCACAGGAAGCGGUAUCUGCACAGCCGGAUCAUGUGUCUGAGGGGCGGCAGCAGCCGGAGCUUCUCCAUGAAGCCCGUCUUCUCCUUCCUGGGCGUGGAAAUGAGAAGCAGCGAGUGGUCCAAGGCUCGGUGGCCGAAGAGCUUCAGGAUGGUGCAGAGCUUCAGCCGGUGGUCCUCGGUGAAGUCCUCAGGCUGCAGAACCAGCAGGAACACGUGAGGUCCUGGAGCAGAGCGUCUCAUGCAGAGCUCCACGUGUUCCGUUAGCGUGUGCUGGGAGAUGCUGGGCUGCAGCAGGUCUGGAGUGUUGAUCAGGACCACCUCUUUGUCCUUCAGGAGGCCUCUGGACGGCUCCAGGUCCGGUUCUCCAUCGGCGCUGAAGACGGGAACCUGCAGGAUGAAGUUGGCUGCUGCUGUCCUCUCAGACUGGCUGUUCCCCAGAAGAACCACCCUGAUCUCAGACACUGAGGACCGGAGAACGGAGACAACCAGUUUGUGCAGAAACGAAAGUGAAAGUCAGAAAGUAAAGCGACUCCUCCCGGAGCUCAGAGCGACUGUCGGUUCGCUCAGACCGGACCAGCAUGGAGGAGUGUCCGCCGCUGACCGUGGAGGGCGACUGGAGCCCGGACCAGAACCGAACCGCCAAGAACAAACUGAAGCUCUACUUCCAGAGCAGGAAGAAGUCCGGCGGCGGAGAAUGUCGAGUGGAGUCCGAGGACGGAGCCCCGAGGGCGGCCGUGUUCUUCAGCUCGGAGGAGGUCAGAGAACGAGUCCUGAACAGAAGCGACCACCAGAUCGUCCUGGACGGUCAGAACGUCCCGCUACGAGUCCGAUCAGCAGCCAAGUCGACGAACAGCGACGACGUUUCAGGUUCACUGAAGGAAUCAAAGUCAGAAGAUGAAAAUGGAGCUUCAGCCGCCGAUACAGAUGACUGUAGCAGUGCCGCCGUGGUUCUGGAGAACGUUCCUGAUGGGAUGUCCAGAGAUCUGCUGUCCAUGCUGGUGGAGAACGUCUCUGGUGUGGACGAGAACGGCUACAGUCUGGAGAUGAUCCUGGAGUCCAGUAGAGCCGUGGUGACCUUCAGCAGCCCCCAAGAUGCUGACAGGUUCCUCUCUGAGAGUAGAACCUCCACCAAGGUGCAGAAACACCGACUGACGGUUCGACCACUGGAGGCAGCGACGAGAGUCCGACUGGAGAAUCUUCCCCAGACUGCAAUUAAAGAUCUGCUGGAGAUGUUCUUUGAGAAGAACUUUGCUCUGCCGGCCGACAUCCUGAUGAUUCCUGAAGAACGAGCUGCAGUCGUCUCCUUCAGCCACCACAAAGCUGUUCAGAACAUCUGCAUCAAAGAAGACCUAGUGAUUUGUUCCAACUCUGUCAAGGUGUAUCCGUUUUAUCCGUCGUUGGGAACCGCCUUGUAUGGUAAAGACCGACCGGCCUGGAAGAUGCCCGAUUCCUUCACUGAGAGCCUUCACCCCGUGGUCAGGAAGUUCCUCCUGAUGAAGAACCUGCUAAAAAGCAUCAACGAUCAGAUGCGUCCACAUUUCUGCAGCGUGGAUUUGGAUCAAGCCGAAGUGAAGCUCAGCCCCCUGCCGGGCUUCCUGAGGCAGAACGGUCUGACCGCCCAGCAGGUCGAUGGCUGGGAACGUAGCGCCCAGGACGCCUUCCGCCGCCUGAUGGCCCAGUACUCGGCCUUCGAGUGCCAGGCCAACGGGCCAGCCUGGAAGGUUGCAGAGAAAGACGUCCGUUCGAUUCUGAAGGAAGACGGCGUCCCGGUGCUGGACGCUUCCAGGGGGGUCCUGACAGUUGCUGGCCAAGCAGAUGAUAUGAAAAGAAUCAGACCUCCUGUAGAGAACAUUGUUGUUAAAGCCAUGAGCGUCAUUGAACGGCAGACAAAUGGCGUCUCCGAGCUGAUGCCUCUGUCCCCGGCCAUGUUCUACAUCCUGAAGCAGGACGGGCUGCUGAGAGCCACCCAGGACAUCUCCCCGGACAUGAACCUCUCCUACAAUGAAGCCACCCAGCAGCUCACCAUCACUGGACUCCCUGCUGAGGUCUAUAAGACCAAGGCCUGGAUCCUGGAGAGGAACAUGAACAUGUCCAAAAAACAGCUGAGCAUCCCUCCUUGUCUUCUGGACUUCCUCAGGACAGUAGAUCCUACAGACAUGUCCCAGGACCUGUUCACCUCCCAGGGCAUCAGCGCCAUCUACAGCAUCGAGAUCAAAGGGGUUUUCCUGCUGGGAAGUUCUGACAAAGUCCUGGCUGAUGCAGACACUAAGAUGAAGGAGGUUCUGGCGCUGCAGACUCUGGAUGUGGAGGACCAGGAGGUGAUGAGGCUUCCCGGCUGGAUGGACCUGAAGCAGCAGCUGCUGGACACCUACAACUCCACAAAGAAGAAAACUGUGGACAUUCAGACCAAGUCAGACAAAGUAACAGUGGCCGGCUUUAGAAAUCCCGUCAGAGAAGUAAGCAGCAGUUUGAAGGAGUUCAUCACAAACUUCUCAAGAGUUCAAGAAACCGUUCGCGUUGAUUCCUGUGCUGUUGUUCAAUUCAUCGACAAGAAGAAAACACAGGACUGGUCCAGUAUCUCCAAAGACAAUAACGUAUCCAUUCAGUUUGAUCCGGAGAGGCCGAGAAUUGUCCUCGCUGGGGCUCGUCUUCACGUCCAGAAAGCCAGAUCUUGCUUUCAGCAGCUAACUAGUGCUCUCGCCACUGACAUCUUAACCGUGGACAAGCCUGGAGCUAAGAAGUAUUUUCAGACUUUAGGACGCCUCUUCCUGUCCAGCAUCAUGACGGAGUUCAACUGUGUGGUGGUGCUUCGCCCAGAGGGCCAGGACGAAGACGAGGAAGAAAUCUACGAAGGAGGAAGCAGCCUUUGUUACUGCAAAGUGAAGACCACCAGUGGAGUUCUGGUUUCUGUCAGGAGAGCAGACAUCUGUAGCUUCGACGCCGACGCUGUGGUCAACGCAGCCAAUGAGGACUUGCAGCACAUUGGCGGUUUGGCUUUGGCUCUGCUGAAAGCUGCAGGACCAGAGCUGCAGAAAACAAGCAGCGACUACGUGACUAAAAACGGGCCUCUGCGUCCGGGUGAUGCCAUGGUAACAGAUGCGUACAACCUGCCCUGUAAGUACGUCGUGCACGCUGUCGGUCCGCGGUUCUCCAACUAUGACAAGAAGACUUCGGUGUCGCGACUGAAGACCGCCGUCAAAGAAAGUCUGAGACAAGCGGAGACGGUGAGCUGCUCCUCCGUCGCCCUGCCGGCCAUCAGCUCGGGGGUGUUUGGAUUUCCUGUGCAGCUCUGUGCCGAGACCAUCGCCCAGGCGGUGCGAGAAUACUGCGACGGUCCACAAGGUCAGCGGUCCCUAACCGAGGUUCACCUGGUGGACAACAACGAUGGCACCGUCAGGGACAUGGCCGCCGCCGUCAACGCAGAGUUCAGCGACCUCCAACCGACCAUGACCGUCCCACCGCCGACCAGCAGAGGCACCGGGGCUUCUGGUGGUUCUCAGCGUGGUGGAGGCCGAGGUAGAGGACGAGGAAGAGGAGGAAGAGGAGGAGGAGGAGGAGGAGGAGGAGGUAGAGGAGCUGGACUUCAGGCUAACAGAGGAGGACUAGGUCGGCCUGGAGAACGAAGGGCGGAGCAGAUCACUGCUGAGGGGCUGAAGAUGGUUCUCUGUCUGGGGAACAUCGAGGAACAGAAGACCGACGCCAUCGUCAACACCAUCUCAGAGAACAUGGACCUCCACCAGGGCGCCGUUUCCAGGGCGAUCCUGGAGGCGGCCGGGCGGCGGCUGCAGGCGGCGGUUCGCUCUGCGGUCACCACGGCGACGCUGCGCUACGGCUACGUCAUCAUCACUGACGGUUUCGAUCUCUUAUGUCAGAAAGUGUUUCACGCUGUUUGUCCUCCCUGGGACGGUGGAAACGGACGGGCCGAGGAGAACCUGGUGUCCAUCGUCCGGUUCUGUCUGGUCGAGGCAGAGAAGCUCCGGUUUUCCUCGCUGUCCUUCCCGGCCAUCGGAACCGGAAACCUGAGCUUCCCCAGAGACCUGGUCUCCAGAGUCCUGCUGAGGGAGGUCCACUGGUUCAGCCGGACCAGAACCCCCCAACACCUGAGGGAGGUUCACGUGGUGGUUCACCCCAGCGACAGCCAGACUGUGGAGUCUUUCAGCAGAGAGUUUAAAGCUCCGAACAAGGAAGUCACCAACGUCAACGCAUCACCGAUUGGUCAACCAGUCGGCCAAUCACAGCCCUCGGCAGCCUCCUUCAGCCUGGUGUCGUCUCCGUCCCUCGGUGUGUAUCGGAUGCAGAUGGGUCAGGUGACCCUGGAGGUGUCAUCUGGUGACAUCACCAAGGAGGCCAGUGAUGUCAUCGUCAACUCCUCCAAUCAGGACUUCACCCUGAAGUCAGGAGUUUCCAAGGCGAUCUUAGACGCUGCCGGACCAGUCGUGGAGCUGGAAUGUAGUCAGAUGGUGAACUCUCCGGGUUUCCAGUCUCGUCCUUUGAUCCUGACGUCGGCCGGCCGGCUGCCCUGCCGGGGUAUCAUCCAUAUUGUCGGCCAGAACGACCCGGGGAAGAUUAAAGAAAUGGUCUACUCAGUGCUGAAGACCUGCGAGGUCAACAAGUUCAGCUCCGUCUGCUUCCCGGCGCUCGGAACAGGUCAGGGCGGCGUCCCCCCGUCGGCUGUGGCCGACGCCAUGAUCGACGCUGUGGUGGAGUUUGUGAGGAAGAAGCAGCCAAAGUUCGUCCACAGCGUGAAGAUCCUGAUCUUCCAGACGGUCAUGAUUGCUGAGUUCCACCGCAGCAUGAAGAGGAGGCAGGGCGAGGAGGUGGAGGAGAAGAGUGUCCUCGCCAAGAUCAAAGACAGUUUCACGUCUCUGUUCUCUGGAUUCAUGGACGAGCAGCCCAGCAUCGAGGACCUGGUCCUGGAGAGGGAAGAGUUCGAGCCCACAGUGUUCCAGCUGUGUGCCGACAACCACACGGACGUGAGUCUGGCCAAGAAACGCAUCACGGAGCUGAUUGUGGCCGAGCAGGCAGAGAGGAAAAUCACUGAUCCGUACAUCAGCCAGCUGUCUCCGGCCAACGUGGAGGAGCUGAAGGCCCUGCAGAAACAGCUGACGGUCAGCAUCUGGCUGGACCAGGAGCCCAGCAUCCACCUGGAGGGUCUGACCAGGGACGUGUACACCGCUGAGUCCGCUGUCAGAGACCUCAUCCGGAGGGUGGAGAGGGCAGAGAACCUGAAGAGCAAAGCUCUGCAGGUUAGCAAAGCGGUGGAGUGGAAGUUCCAGGACCAUCAGGGAGUCAUGGUGGCCUUCGACAUGCUCACCAACCUCAAGCUGGAGGAGGCUCUGGAGAAGAGGCAGAAUGUGAAGGUCCAGAUCGGCAACCGGACUUUCACUGCUUACCCAGCGAAGAAAGAAGCAACCGAUGGCAUCCAGGUGGUGGAGCUCCAAAGGAGUGAGAUGAAAAAUGAAGCCGCUCUGCCGUCGCAUUGGGACGACAUGAAGGGCGACUUGGUGAAGCUGUUCGAUGUGCCUACAGGAUCACAAGAAUACAAGGACGUGAAGAAGGAGAUGAAUAAGACCGGCCUCACUGCAAACAUCAUCAGUGUCCAGCGGGUCCAGAACACAACGCUGUUCCAGAACUACCAGCUGAUGAAGAAACAGCUGGAGGUGAAGAACAAACACAAGAACAACGAGCGGCUGCUGUUUCACGGAACCGGAUCCAACGCCAUCGACCUGAUCAACAAGCAGGGCUUCAACCGCAGCUACGCAGGAGCUCACGGUGUAAUGUACGGUAACGGAUCGUACUUUGCGGUGGAUCCCUGCUAUUCGGCUCAGGGCUAUGCCAAACCUGACAUCAAAGGCCACAAGCGCAUGUACCAGGCCCGGGUUCUGGUCGGAGACUUCACACAAGGCCACCGUGGCCUCAUCACUCCCCCGGCCAAAGGUUCUGGAAACACCUCCGACCUGUUUGAUAGCGUUGCCGACAACAAUACCAACCCAACCAUGUUCGUGAUCUUCAACGACAUCCAGGCAUACCCAGAAUACCUCAUCACCUUCACCUGAAUCUGCUCUAUACUCCAUCACCUUCACCUGAAUCUGCUCUAUACUCCAUCACCUUCACCUGAAUCUGUUUUAUAUUCCAUCACCUUCACCUGUUUUAGCUUCAUGUCAGACUGCUCGCUCAGGUUUACUGCAUAUCUAAAAGUUCUGUUGGAAGUUCUGAAGUUUGUAUUGCUAUUAAACUGACACAGACAAUAUUAUUGUGGAGUAAUUCAAAGCACAACGCAAAAUAAAAGUCCAAAGCCUUUAUUUUAAAGAUUCACAAAAUAAGAUCAUUUACCAGAAACUGUAAAAACAUUUCGACUGUUGGACCAUACUUCUACCAAUCAUACUUCCUGUAUCAUCAGGAAAAAACAAAUCUGAGCCUGAAAUCCGGAUUUUUAAAGAGUCCCUUUAUUCUACCUGCCAUGUUCAAAACCUCUCCAACCAAAAAUCAUCGGAGCCUCAGUAGAAAUCUCAGACAAAUGAAACGUCUUCAAGAACUUAUCGAAGUCCAGUUCCUUGAAGUUCUUGAAGACUGAGAGUUGAAACGUCUUCCAGAGAAGUCCAGUUGAUUUCUACUGAAGCUCCUGCAGUUGCCAUGACCUCGAUGAUUGAGAAUCUACACAAACGUCUUUCCAACCAAGAGUCCAGACUGUCAUCUAUCAGCUACAAACCCUCACACAUGACUCACAUAUUUUAUGAAAAUUAACCAAAUCUAAUCACCAAUAAUCACUUUAUUCUACUUUAUUCUAAAUAAACCUUUUGCACUCAUGAGAUUCUGUUAUUUCAUCUCGAGGAAGGAUUUGAGUACUUUUGGAUGUUUUGAAUCAUUUUGGACACAUUUGUUGAAAUAUUGACAAGUUUUGAGUUAUUUUUGUGAAAUUUUGUCAUUGUAGAGUUUUUAAUUGUUCUGAUUGGAAAAAACACAAAUUUACACACAUUUGAAUAGUUUUUGAGUGAUUCUGAACAUUUUCAUGUAUUACUGGACAACUUCAAGAUCCAGAGUAGCAGAGUAAUGCUGUACAACUUUGGUGUAAUUUUGGAAGUUUUUGGGGGCAUUUUGGAAAAUGUAAGUAAUUUGGAACAAUAUUGUAAUUUGUCCAACACUUUUAAAUGUACUUAAAGGAGCUGAAAAUAUUCACAGGAUGAAGGUAGAACUCUGAUCAUUAAUAAAGUUACUGGAGAUGAAGAAGCA
Molecule: messenger RNA, 8164 nt
Organism: Acanthochromis polyacanthus (spiny chromis)
Lineage: Eukaryota; Metazoa; Chordata; Actinopteri; Pomacentridae
Product: protein mono-ADP-ribosyltransferase PARP14-like
Exons: 31
Coding region: 1513-6990 (1825 amino acids)
Biological process (GO): negative regulation of gene expression
Cellular component (GO): cytoplasm; nucleus
Molecular function (GO): RNA binding; transcription corepressor activity; NAD+ poly-ADP-ribosyltransferase activity
Source: RefSeq, a predicted model, not a curated record